UCACCAAGAAGCCCUGUCUCAACAUAGUGUCAGUACCGUGGAGAGGCCCUAUGGGUGCCAUGAAUGUGGAAAAACUUUCAGUCGGCGCUUUUCCCUUGUGUUACAUCAGAGGACUCACACAGGAGAGAAACCAUAUGUAUGUAAGGAAUGUGGCAAAACCUUUAGUCAGAUCUCAAACCUUGUGAAACAUCAGAUGAUACACACUGGAAAGAAACCCCAUGAGUGUAAGGACUGUAGUAAAACAUUCAGUUACCUUUCCUUCCUCAUUGAACACCAGAGAACACAUACCGGGGAGAAGCCCUACGCAUGUCCUGAAUGUGGAAAGGCCUUUAGCCGUGCCUCAAACCUCACUCGACAUCAGAGAAUUCACAUAGGAAAGAAACAAUACAUAUGUAGGAAAUGUGGGAAAGCCUUUAGCAGUGGCUCCGAACUCAUUCGUCAUCAGAUCACUCACACGGGAGAGAAGCCUUACGAAUGCCCUGAGUGUGGGAAGGCUUUCCGCCGCUCCUCACACCUCACUCGGCAUCAGAGCAUCCACACGGCCAGAACCCCUUAUGAGUGUAGCGAGUGUAGGAGAGUCUUCCGCUGCCACUCAUUCCUUAUUAAACACCAGAGAAUUCAUGCUGGAGAAAAGCUCUAUGAAUGUGAGGAAUGUGGUAAAGUUUUCACAUGGCACGCAUCCCUCCUCCAACAUAUGAAAAUCCAUACUGGAGAAAAACCCUACGCCUGUGCUGAAUGUGACAAAACCUUUAGUCGGAGCUUCUCCCUCAUUCUACAUCAGAUAACUCAUACUGGGGAGAAGCCCUAUGUGUGUCAGGUAUGCAAUAAAUCCUUCAGCUGGAGCUCAAACCUUGCUAAACAUCAGAGGACACAUACUCUAGAGAACCCCUAUGACUACCACAAUUCAUUGAAUUACCACUCAUUCCUUACUGAUCACCCGGGAAUUCACACUGUUGAGAAAACCUAAGAAUGUAUGCAUUUAAACAUAUAUAGCAGCUAAUGCCUUACUUUGA
Molecule: messenger RNA, 1013 nt
Organism: Molossus molossus (Pallas's mastiff bat)
Lineage: Eukaryota; Metazoa; Chordata; Mammalia; Chiroptera; Molossidae
Gene: ZNF140
Product: zinc finger protein 140
Exons: 1
Coding region: 194-967 (257 amino acids)
Biological process (GO): regulation of transcription by RNA polymerase II
Molecular function (GO): DNA-binding transcription factor activity; RNA polymerase II cis-regulatory region sequence-specific DNA binding
Source: RefSeq, a predicted model, not a curated record